Messenger RNA from Vollenhovia emeryi, 2622 nucleotides. RefSeq names its product maternal protein exuperantia (gene exu). Gene Ontology annotation, molecular function: protein homodimerization activity; RNA binding. Lineage: Eukaryota; Metazoa; Arthropoda; Insecta; Hymenoptera; Formicidae. Gene Ontology annotation, biological process: bicoid mRNA localization. The coding region runs from base 269 to 1531 and encodes 420 amino acids. The transcript is spliced from 6 exons. The record is from RefSeq and is a predicted model, not a curated record.
CCCACGCGUCACGUCUCGUCUCUCUACGCCCGUUGUGCUCUCGCGUUUCCGCGCGUCGUUGCACGAUUCGCGCCCGCCACGUUGCGAGUCGGCGUCCGCGGUCCUUGUAAUCGCGGCGCACACCGCCUUUCGCGUGUCGUGUUCCGCAUCGUUGGCGCACGUUAUCCACGUAUCGCGGCGUCGGGAUCGUCGGGACCGUCGGAACCUGUGAACGAGGGAGAAGCGCGGCCGAACGUUACGCAGAUCUGGGAAAACGACUCCGUGAACGAUGGUAUCCUCGACAGUGGCGGAAGCGAGCCCGGUGAAACAAUCGUGCGGCGCGAUGGGCAUCGCGCCGGGAGAUUAUUGCCUGGUCGGCUGGGACAUGGACACCACCGGCAAGAAGGUCAUCGACGAGAUCUGCCAAAUAGCCGGGUACACCCCUAACGCCACUUACUCGCAAUACGUGAUGCCGUACAAGGAUCUCAAUCCGACCGCCAUAAAGCGCCACAGUAUGAAGGUCGUGACCAAUGGCAAAUUCCGCGUGCUCAGGAACAGCAAGACCAACGAGGUAAUCAAAUCCAAGAGCGAAGUAUCGGCACUUACGGAGUUUCUGAGCUGGUUAGAGACCGUGAAGGAAAACGCCGCGGACGGUGUAAUUUUGGUCUAUCACGAGCCGCGCAAAGUCAUUCCCGCGAUGCUGCUCGAGUCGCUGAAGAAGUACGAUCUGGUCGAUCGAUUCAAGCAGACGGUCAAGGGAUUCGCGAACGGAUUCAACAUCGCCGAGGAUAAAUGCGCCAACUCGGCGCACAUCUAUUCCCUUCGUACUUUAUCGCGCACUCUGUUAAAGAAGGAGGCGAAUCUGGGCAAUGCGCAACACAGAGCGUCGCUGGCGUUGCAAAUAGCACAAUACUUGUGCUCGAUCGACGGCGACAAGACGGAAGAUGCGAGCGAGAACGAAGAGAGCGAUGAAAAACGUAUGAAAAGAGCGGUCGAGGUUAUUCGAGAAUUCGCGCAACCUGUUGACGUCGAGGAGCAGGAACACAACGAGCUGAAGAUGAUAUUCGAGCGGCAGAACAACUUGCGGCCCAUAUUCAGCGCACUGUUCCGUAUGAACCGCCGUGAACGUCAACACGCCAGUCCCCUACGGCGACUGUUGGCUGAAGCCGGGAUCGUGUACGCGGAGCUACAGGACGCGUGGACCAACGCGAAGAAGGACGGGCUGGAGCAUCUGAUGAAGGAGAAACUGCCGACGGUCGAGGAGAAAAAGAUGGAGGACCUGAUGGUCAUCCUCGAGCGCCACUUCGACCCGGAGAAGAAGCCGAAGAGCAAGGUGCCGGAGAAGAAGGGCCUUAAGAUAAAGAACGAGAAGAAGAUAAGCGACGACAAGGAGAACAACAACAAGAGCGACUCGGGCCACGACAGCCCCGACAGCCCCGACACCACGACGUCCGGGUCGCCGGUCAAAAUGAACGGCGACGACAUCGACAUCGAGAUCAAGUCGGAGGCGGCGUGCGCUUUGACGCCGGAGGAGUGCGCCGAACGCGUUUAACGAUGCUGACGAACUUCUUCCCUCCGACCUCUUUUUUUUUCUUUUUUUUCCCCCUACGCGCCGCAGGGCGGGAGCACUCUUCGCGGCCGUCCGCGAACUCCUCCCCGUCGCCUCGUUGCCAACCGGGCGUACGUGGGGUCCUUUUCCCUCCUGUUUUUUUUUCUUUUUGUUGCCAUAACGGUCGCGGAUAAUGAGAAAUAAAAUUGACGACGUGUAACGCGGGUGACGAACGUAGAUUUAGCGUGUCAAAUACAGUUCGCGUUUAGCCGGACUCUACAGUAAAAGCGUGCUGUAUGUUGGAGUUACCACGCUACAUUUACGCUCCACGACCGGACAGAGCCGCGAAGGGAUCCCCGGUUUCUCCUAUUUUUUUUUCUUUUUGCGGUAAUUCUAAGAUAGACGUAUUUAGGAUAUAGGUUUACGAUUCGUCCGACGGGCGAUGUUGUGCGUGAUAAAAGACGAGUGUUAUUUGUUACAGUAUUGCACAUCUUUCUUUCCUUCCUCUUCCCUCCCCUCCCCCUCCCCCCCAACCUUUCGUUUCCCUUCACUCUUGGGUAUUUUUUUUUAAUUCUUGUUCGCACUGGUACGCCGGCACGAUUAAAAAAAAAAAAGAAAGAGAGAUUUCCCCGCCGUGUUCGAAUUUAACCGAAAUGUACAAAUAACACGUUAAGCGACGUUUAAGUUUGUUACGCGCGCAGAGAUAUUUAAUAUCGUUUAAUAAUUUUAUACUCGUUUGUUUUCUCUCCUUUCUACCCCCUCGCCCUUUGUUCCCUUCUCUUCUUUUUAUUUAUCCCGAGGAUUCGUACGCUCGCCACUCUCCGGCGAGAGCGUCCGUUUAAUAGACUGCUGUAAGUGUGAAAGGCAUAGGAAAUAUCGCGGACCCGCGCGCUACCGCGCGCGCAGUUCACGAUGUGUACAGUCGUGUGCACGAUAUUUUCUACUUUUUACCGUUUAAGUCGCGCGUGAGACGCAGUGUGUAUGUGUGUGGUAGUAUUAGAGAGAUAUAUUUUUGUAUCGAUGAUAUAAUUUCGUUUCUGCUGUGAGAUCUCAUUGUAUGAACAUUGAUUAAUAAAGAGUUUAGUUGUAGCCGU